This is a messenger RNA of Penicillium verhagenii, 927 nucleotides long. Its product is annotated as putative ribosomal small subunit assembly protein. Gene Ontology annotation, biological process: rRNA processing; ribosomal small subunit assembly. The coding region runs from base 1 to 927 and encodes 308 amino acids. The transcript has 2 exons. Lineage: Eukaryota; Fungi; Ascomycota; Eurotiomycetes; Eurotiales; Aspergillaceae. The record is from RefSeq and is a predicted model, not a curated record. Gene Ontology annotation, cellular component: UTP-C complex; CURI complex.
AUGAAGACAGACACAAUAGAAGUGGAAGGGUACACCACCCUCCCACUCAGACUCCCGUCAACCCCGGUCUUCCCUCAUUCCGCAACACACUACCUCUACAUCCGCCCCCACGAGCCUCGCAUUCCAGACCCCGACUCCUCUCGCUCCCUCUUCAUCGUCAACACUCCCAUUGACACAACAGAAACCCACCUCCGCCACCUCUUCGGAAACCAGCUCGCCGGUGGUCGCGUCUCAAGCGUGCAAUUCGAAGAUGUUCCCGACAAGAGGAAGAACGUCGCGCCCGCAACAGAAAAUAACCUCUCUCAACGGAACAAGAAGCGCAAGCGUGCCACAGCCGAAGACCUGCAGUCCCAGCUAGAUGAUGUGUCCUUGCCAUCGACCUGGAAUCGUCAGCUCCACAAGAGCGGUGCCCAUGCCAUCGUCGUCUUCGCCGACCGCGCCAGCAUGGAAGCCAGUCUCAAAGCUGCCGCCAGGGCCGUCAGAAAGGGAACCACUAUCGUUUGGGGCGAAGGUAUUUCCACCGACAGUGUCUCCAAACUGGGCGCCUCGCGUUAUAUUGCUCACGGAAGUCUCCAAUACCCCGCUCGCGCGGAACUGUUAUCAACGAUCAACAAAUUUAUGAUUCUCCACGCGGAGGUUGAGGAGGCCAAGAAGCGCGAGCAGUCGAAGCAGAAUGCCGAGCCGGACGAGGAUGGAUUCGUUACUGUUACACAUGGACCUAAGUUGAACUCGCUUGCGAGGGAGGAUGAACUGAAGGAGUUGAUUGCGCGAGAGAAGAAGAAGGCCGAGGGACUGGAGGACUUCUACCGAUUCCAGUCUAGAGAGAAGAGGAAGGAGAGGCAACAGGAAUUGCUUAAGAAGUUCGAUGAGGAUAAGAAGAAGUUGGCGGAUAUGAAGAUGCGGAAGGGCAAGAUUCGGCCCGAGUAA